Messenger RNA from Ustilaginoidea virens, 264 nucleotides. RefSeq lists its product as uncharacterized. The coding region runs from base 1 to 264 and encodes 87 amino acids. The record is from RefSeq and is a predicted model, not a curated record. Lineage: Eukaryota; Fungi; Ascomycota; Sordariomycetes; Hypocreales; Clavicipitaceae. The transcript is spliced from 2 exons.
AUGAAGUUUAUUUCCCUCGUAGCCGCGGCCGGUGUGGCGUAUGCCAAUGAAGUAGCGUACUGCGACGGUAACAAAAGCUUGAGCAAUCCUGACUGCGACUUCUCGGGCAGGCAAACCCGCUGCUGCCUGUCAUACAAGGCCGGCCCGUUUGUCCAGCAGGAAUUGGGCGCUGUUUCGCAAAACCUCAACUCGCCCGAAACUCAUUACACUUACCCGUGUAAGAGCGGCAGCCGGCAGGGCGUCAUUUACUGCCUGGCGUUGUGA